AUGGUGGGUAGAUGGUUCGUUGGGUAUGUGGGCGGGUGGGUAGCUGGGUGGUUGAGAGGUGGGCAGGCGGGUGGGCAGGUGGUCGGUAGCCGUCCCUUCUCUGUGAGCCGUCCCUUCUCUGUGAGCCGUCCCUUCUCUGUGAGCCGUCCCUUCUCUGUUUGCCGUCCCUUCUCUGUGUGCCGUCCCUUCACUGUGUGCUGUCCCUUCUCUGUGUGCCGUCCCUUCUCUGUGCGUUCGUUCCCUUUUCCUGGGGGCCAUGCAUGUGCAGCUUCCCUCCCAAGGCACGGGGCCACCCAUGUGCAUGGGCUGGGCAACACACCGUCCUCCACCGAUGCAAAGGUGGUGACGGCGCCCAUCCUUGGAUGCUUCUCAUGCCGCCUUUCACCUGCCUCGUACCACGUCCCCUCCCAUCACAGCAGUUAG
This is a messenger RNA of Closterium sp. NIES-65, 423 nucleotides long. The record is from the annotation of a GenBank genome assembly. NCBI's taxonomy places the organism in Eukaryota, Viridiplantae, Streptophyta, Zygnematophyceae, Desmidiales, Closteriaceae.